AUGCGGCCAGAGACAGUUAUUCCGACUGAGUUGUGCUCACCAUAUCCUUUUUUCUAUGACGCGAAAGUAGUCAGUGGAUUCGGUAGAGGCUCCUCUGAACUCGGCAUACCAACGGCAAAUAUACCUGUCGGCAAAUUAGACACACUCGAAGCUGGUAUCUACUUCGGCUGGUGCAAACUUGCCCGAAAUGAACGCUUGGAAUAUGAUGUUGCCGAAUCAAACGGAAAAAGCAUAUCUUUUAACAAUGGCCUGAGACUCAAAGGGAAAGACCUUGAAGUGCUACCUAUGGUCAUGUCCAUAGGAUGGAAUCCAUUUUACGAAAAUAAGAAAAAAGCAGCAGAGGUGCAUAUUCUUCACAAAUUCGAUGACAAUUUUUACGGGGCUUCGAUAAAAUUAGUCAUUUUGGGAUACAUACGCCCGGAGCUAAACUACACAACGAAAGAGGCUUUAAUUGAGGAUAUACAUAAAGAUACAGAUAUAGCAAGAACGGCUUUAGAAAUCUCUCCCUACGAUUCAUUCCGCAUCAUAUUGACUGACGAGAGUCUAUGCACAUCGACUGAGUCGUCAUGGAAAUGA
This is a messenger RNA of Metschnikowia bicuspidata var. bicuspidata NRRL YB-4993, 576 nucleotides long. RefSeq names its product riboflavin kinase. Gene Ontology annotation, cellular component: mitochondrion. Lineage: Eukaryota; Fungi; Ascomycota; Pichiomycetes; Serinales; Metschnikowiaceae. The record is from RefSeq and is a predicted model, not a curated record. The transcript is spliced from 2 exons. Gene Ontology annotation, molecular function: riboflavin kinase activity. Gene Ontology annotation, biological process: riboflavin biosynthetic process; FMN biosynthetic process. Bases 1 to 576 code for a protein of 191 amino acids.